Molecule: messenger RNA, 603 nt
Organism: Hyaloscypha bicolor E
Lineage: Eukaryota; Fungi; Ascomycota; Leotiomycetes; Helotiales; Hyaloscyphaceae
Exons: 1
Coding region: 1-603 (200 amino acids)
Source: RefSeq, a predicted model, not a curated record
AUGGCAGAACAAGCACGCUCAGGAGCUGUCUUCGACUUCGGCGAUGUCCAAGAAGCUCUGGAACAGUCAACCAAUAAUGUACAGCAGCCGCACGCACAAUCGCCUCCAACUCUAGAACAAGCCCUUGGUAGAAUCGCUGAGCUCGAGGCAGUGAAUACAACGCUCCGCCAGGGUUAUGAUGAUCUUCACACAGAAUAUCAUCGCCAAAAAGAAGACCAUGAACGAGCAAUAACCAAUGAAGACGCCGUAGAAGAAGAGCUUGAACGUGCUCGGGAGCAUCAUCAGGAACUAGAGGAAGAAAACCAGGAGCUGCGAGGUCAGAUUCGAGAGUUUCAAGGUUUACUGGCUGCGCUAGAGAGGAAUCCUAAUAGGCAGGGGGCAUAUCACAGGGCAGUUAUUCGAUUCGCGCGUGCAAAUCUGAGGAUAGAAGAGCUUGAAGAGCGUAAUCAGCAAUUCCAGGAAAUUGCCGAGAGGUUGCAAGGAGAGGUUGCGCAGCUGUCUGCUCGUUUGGAGUUAAAUCAUGAAGCAUUUCAAGGUUUGCUGCAGGAGAUUCGUGGGCGUCUCGCGAGGGUGGUAACAGCAUACUGGGCCAGCCGAGAAUGA